Molecule: messenger RNA, 8043 nt
Organism: Danio rerio (zebrafish)
Lineage: Eukaryota; Metazoa; Chordata; Actinopteri; Cypriniformes; Danionidae
Source: RefSeq, a predicted model, not a curated record
UCAAUACGCACUGACACAACCCUGUUUAGAACAACUAUCACUCGCAUUUCAACAUUGUUAGGAGAAGUUUGAGUCUCGGAGAUCUGUAUUUCCUCUUUUAAAAGCUUUUGCAAGGUGGAUUUUAGGUGAGACUAUCAACUUUCCUGAGGCGUGAACGCGGAGCGCGUGCUACUGGAAGAGUGCGAGAUCUAGAUCAUUGAGUAUGCAGUAACAGGACACUGGCAUUUGGGCUGAAGGAGAGAUUUCAUCUGUUUUUAGGCUCGCAUGGAGGGUGAGAAUCAUCUGCAGCACUGGAACACAUUAAGGUGUUUUCUGUUGUGUCUUGUAGUCCUUAUCCUUACGACAGAUGUCAACGCAGGAGUAAAGAAGAGCACUGGACCAUGUGGAGGAAGAGACUGCAGUGGUGGGUGUCAGUGUUACCCUGAGAAGGGCGCAAGGGGAUUGCCUGGACCACUUGGCCCCCAGGGUCCCACAGGCCCUAAAGGGCGACAGGGAGAGCCUGGCCUUCAGGGCCCUAAAGGAAUGAAGGGAGAGCAUGGCGAAGCAGGCUUCGUGGGUCCAAAAGGAAGUGUGGGAAUGGAAGGGGUUCCAGGGUUUAAUGGAGCUGAUGGUGUACCUGGCCAUCCUGGACCAUCUGGAGCUCGAGGUAAAGCAGGACCUGAUGGCUGUAAUGGAACCCGGGGAGAUUCAGGAAUGCCGGGCUUCCCAGGUUUAGAAGGCGGACAAGGAACACCAGGCUGGCCAGGAAUGAAGGGGGAGAAAGGUGAUCCUUUGGAGGUUUGGGUCUAUAUGGAAAGAUUCAGGGGAGAUCCAGGGCCAGCUGGUUUCCCAGGGAUUGUUGGACCGACUGGUGACCCAGGAUACAGAGGAUUGCCAGGAUUCCAAGGUCCUUGGGGUCCUCAAGGUCUGAAAGGUGCCAAGGGACAAAAGGGUGAAAGAACUAAAAUCUUAAAAGGAGUCAAAGGAGAAUUGGGAGAAAUUGGAGAGCCAGGCCCACCAGGAGUUUUCUCGCAAACCAGCCCAAUCCCUUCAGACUGGCAGGGUGAAAAAGGAAAAAUGGGUUCUAAAGGAGAUAAGGGAGAUUUGGGAUAUUUAUCCACAAAAGCAGAGAGCGGCGUGUCAGGGUUUGCAGGAGCUCGGGGAAACCCAGGAUUAGAUGGCUGGCCAGGACCUAGGGGUGACACUGGACUGCCAGGUUUCCCAGGAAAUAAUGGCCGCAAGGGAGACGUAGGAGAACCCGGGGAGCUAGUAGGAAGUCCAUUUGAUGAUACUGGAGUGGGUCCUCCAGGACCUCCAGGAGAGCGUGGCCCUGUUGGAAAUUAUGGCCGUAAAGGUGCUAAAGGACAACCAGGUCCUCCAGGACCCCCUCCCUAUGGACAACAAACAGUCGAAUUGUGGGGUCCAGAAGGACCUCGGGGGCCAAAGGGAGCCAGUGGUGAAACUGGAGAACCUGGUAAUCCUGCCACUCAGCCUGGGCCACCUGGUCCUGAUGGGUCACCUGGAAGUGUUGGGCCACCUGGACCCAAGGGAUCAUUGGAAGAGUACUUCAAAGGUUCUCCUGGACACCGUGGACGUCCAGGGAGUGCAGGAAAAAAGGGGCCAAAGGGUGACCAUGGUCUGUGCGAAUGCAGUGUAAAACCCCCACCUGGUCCCCCGGGACCUCCUGGUGAUUCUGGGGAUCCUGGGAUGGCAGGUGAGUGGGGUCAGCAGGGUGAUCAGGGAGAUCCAGGAACCAAAGGUGCCAAUGGUUUGCCUGGUUUUCCUGGCACAGAAGGAUUACCUGGGCCCAAAGGCAGAAAAGGAGAGCUUAUGGAAGCUGUGCAGAAAGGAUCAGCUGGUGACCCAGGAGACCCAGGUCACAGUGGUUUCCCUGGAGAACAGGGAAGACCAGGGAUAGAUGGCAGAGAUGGUGAACCAGGUUUUAGAGGGCCUCCUGGUGAAGGUCCUGUUGGUGAACCUGGAGCAAAGGGAUACUCAGGUCCACCAGGUCGUUCAGGUCUAAUCGGCCCAAAAGGAAAUCCUGGCCAAGUUCUCGGAGCAACUAAAGGUUUAAGUGGCUUGCCUGGAGAUGAUGGACAGACUGGUCCUGAUGGGAGAACAGGGCCUCCUGGUCCUCCAGGAGACUGUAGCUCAAGAGGAGGAAGUCAGUGGAGUAUCCCAGUGGAGUGUAUUGGAGAUCCUGGGCCACCUGGAGAGAGUGGGCUACCUGGACCACGAGGGUUGGAAGGAUUUCCAGGUGUACCAGGACCUAAAGGCACAGCAGGUUUUUCUGGAGAUCUCGGGGAUAAAGGAGAGCGAGGUGAACCAGGAAGAGGAGGCCCACCUGGACCAAAGGGUUUUACUGGACCUCGGGGAGAUUUAGGAUAUCCUGGCACCAAAGGUGUGAAAGGUCCCCCAGGUUUAUCUGGUAAACCAGGUUUGGAUGGAGCUUCAGGGGGAAAGGGUGAACAUGGUGAAGUAUUUGGAGCAUCUUCUGGUGCCCCUGGAGAUCCGGGACUGCCAGGACAUAGAGGAGACACCGGCCUGACUGGAGACCCAGGCUUACCAGGAUACUUUGGUAUGGAGGGUAUGCCAGGUAUGACUGGCCUUAAAGGUGAAAGUGGCCCUCCAGGCCUUCAAGGAGAGCAAGGACGACCUGGACCACCAGGAACAUUUGGUUUUCCUGGGCAGACUGGGUACACAGGACCUCCUGGACCACCUGGAAAUAUUGGAGAACCAGGUCCAAGUGGAAGAAGGGGAGAUCAGGGAGAGCCAGGACUAAUAGGAGCAAGGGGAGUAAAGGGUGCCAUUGGAGACCCUGGCAAUAUUGGUGUGACAGGAAAUAUCGGGCCCCCGGGAGAUCAAGGAGAAACGGGUGGACCUGGUUUUUUUGGUCUCCCAGGCUUAAAAGGUUCCAAAGGUGGUCAGGGCAUGACCGGUUUCCCUGGAAAGACCGGUGAGAGAGGUUUGAAAGGAUUUUCAGGAACGAAAGGGGAGAUCGGUUUACCAGGACACCAAGGUGCAAAAGGAGCUCCUGGUUCUCCAGGUCAAAAAGGUGACCGAGGGCUGACGGGGCCUCCAGGUGACAAACCAGUCAUACAUAUAACCCCACAUAUGAAAGAGGUCAUGAAGGGAUCUAAAGGUGACCAUGGAAAUAUGGGAGAUCCUGGCUUCACUGGUCCCAGAGGUACAAAAGGCUUUCCAGGUAUACCAGGUGGUGAGGGAAAAGAUGGACAUCCAGGUGAGCCCAGUGUUGUAAAAGGUGUAAAAGGUCUUCCGGGAGAACCGGGUUUAGAAGGGCCCAAGGGAAUGCCAGGGCCUACCGGACUCCCUGGAAUUGAAGGUUUCCCUGGAAUGUCUGGACCCAAGGGCAACAAAGGCUCCUCUGGUGCCUAUGGACGACCUGGAGAUUCUGGAAUCAAAGGAUUCAAAGGUGACUUGGGGCCUACCAUCAGUCUUCCAGGAUCAACAGGACUGAGAGGUGAAACUGGACAUCCUGGAAGUACAGGUGCGAAGGGACUCUAUGGUAUGCCUGGAGAAAGAGGAAGUUCAGGAUUAGAUGGAAUUGAAGGGAUGAAAGGCUACCAAGGUGAACCUGGGACAGUUGGACCACCAGGCUCUGAUGGACUACAGGGUUUUCCAGGAAGCCAAGGUCACAAGGGCAGGUCAGGAGACCCAGGACAGACAGGAACCACUGGAAUCCAAGGCCAGCCAGGCCAAAAAGGAUUUCCUGGUCUUAAAGGCAUUUUUGGGUUGGAUGGACUGAAAGGUCAAAAGGGUAACCAGGGUGUCCCAGGUACUGACAACUGGGGCCAACCAGGAAACCCAGGAACUAAAGGAGAGUUAGGAGAGACUGGCAUCCCCAGCACAACAACUGGUGUCCCCGGGUCACUGGGACACAAGGGUACCACUGGAGAUUCAGGAAAUAAGGGUGAAAUUGGGCAGCGAGGUGUACCGGGGCCUCAAGGUCAGCAAGGAUUUUCUGAUAUAAAAGGAACGCAGGGCGACUAUGGUUUUCCAGGCAUAAAAGGAAUACCAGGUUUUCCUGGUACCAGAGGAACCCCAGGGAUCCCAUCUCCCUUCGGAGCAAAAGGAGAUAGAGGAAAUGUUGGUGAUUUCGGAUUAUUUGGAGAAAAAGGAGUCCAGGGUGACAGAGGAGAAAAGGGAAGUUCUGGGGAAUCUGGAGUGUCAGGAAGAAAAGGUGAUAAAGGAGAGCCAGGGAUGAUGGGAUUUCCAGGAAGACGUGGUUUUCAAGGUGACAGGGGCCCUUUUGGACCUAAAGGAGAUACCGGACCCCCAGGUUUUCCUGGAUUACCUGGGGCUAAAGGAUAUCCACCAGUUCCACAGAAACUUCCAGGGGAGCAAGGGCCGCCUGGUCAGAUGGGUAUUCAGGGACCAUCGGGGCGCAAUGGAAACCCAGGCCCUGCGGGACCUCCUGGUGAUUCAGGAUUUGUAGGUCCAAGUGGACACAAGGGGAUGCCAGGUCUUCCUGGAAUACCAGGAAGUCCAGGCUUCCGUGGAGAACCUGGAUCAAUGGGCCACUCUGGUCUGCAAGGCGAACAAGGGACUCGAGGACGACCUGGUAUGCCCGGUCCUCUUGGAAUGGCUGGCCGCAGUGUGAACGUUGGCUAUCUGCUGGUGAAGCACAGUCAGUCUGAGGAGAUCCCCAUGUGUCCUCAGGGCAUGUCCUUGUUAUGGAUGGGUUACAGUCUUCUGUACUUCGAGGGCCAGGAAAAGGCCCACAACCAAGACCUGGGUCUAGCCGGAUCAUGCCUCCCCCGUUUUAACACCAUGCCCUUUCUGUACUGUAAUCCGGGAGACAUAUGCUACUACGCCAGCCGCAAUGACAAAUCCUAUUGGCUGUCCACAACCCAGCCGAUUCCCAUGAUGCCCGUAGAGGAGUCUGAAAUAAAGCCGUACAUCAGCCGCUGCUCUGUGUGUGAAGCUCCAUCUGUGGCCAUCGCCGUACACAGUCAAGAUACAACCAUUCCAAACUGCCCAGUCGGCUGGAGAAGCCUCUGGAUUGGCUAUUCCUUCCUCAUGCACACAGCAGCUGGAGAUGAAGGUGGAGGUCAGUCUCUGGCGUCUCCAGGCUCGUGUCUUGAGGAUUUCCGCACCACCCCCUUCAUCGAGUGCAACGGGGCCAAGGGAACGUGUCACUACUUCGCCAACAAGCACAGCUUCUGGCUGACGUCUAUCGACGAGUCUUUCCAGAGCUCCCCUUCCUCUGAGACACUCAAAGCCGGUCAGCUCCUGUCCCGCAUCAGCCGCUGCCAAGUGUGCAUGAAGAACCUGUAGCCGGUGAACUUUUGACUACAGCAGCGGCUUCCACGGUUAACACCCGCUCAGUACUUCAUUCCAAGUUAGGCUUUUGAAAUUGCUUCAUUUAUUUAAUGUACGCUCUCAGAUUCACUCUUCACUACUGUGUGCCUUAUGACUGAAGAUACUAUGAAAGCACAGCAGCCAUGAUAUCCAUCUUUUCUAUAUUUAUGAAAUGGUGCUUAAUUUCUAACUUAUUACCUCAGCAUUAUUAUUAUUAUCAUCUUACUAUCUGUUAUUGUUGUUAGCAACAGCAUACAGCUGAACCAAAGAAGGCCAUGCUAAUGCUCCUCUUGACCCUGUCAGAGAGUCAAAACCAGUUUCAUUGGUGUUGAUUUACACUAAAUACACAUUCUUCUGGCUUUAACAAAAGCUGUUUGAACUUUUAGUGAAAUCUGGACUUCAUUUGUUGCUAUUCUUAUUUGGUGCAAACAGUAUUUUCUGCUACGCCUAAUGUAAAUAUGAUCUAUUUUUAAAUAUGUCUAUUUUUAAAAUACUCAAACCCAGUCAUUUGAUUGAUUCAGUUCUGGUUUUCAUUCAAAUUUUGAGCGUGAAUCAAAUUAUGCUGAGUUCAGACUGCACAAUUUUCAAAGUAGUUGCAUCACAGAUGCUUUCACACAGCUUGACUAUCUGGGGUAGCGUUCUGUCACUGCUGCUAUGUUUACACCAGGGUGGCUCUCCAGGAACAGGAUUGGUCACCCCUGGUUUACACUGUAGGAUGGAUCGGCAACAGGGGGUUUUAUCUUGCAUGACUUCACGAUAGGAAGAAUCGCUGACAACGUUGUCUCGGUCCGCAAACUACAUCUCAACCAAACACAUAAGAGAAGUGAUGUGGAAACAACACAAGGUCACAUAGUAUAUAUUCUGCAAAUUAACUACACUGUAAAAAAAUCCAUCAUUUUACAGUUUAUUGCCGGCAGCUGAGGUGCCGGAAAAUAACGGCUGUUAAAUCACAGAAAUUUACCAAAAAAUAGCAAACAUUAAAUUAGAGAAAUUUCAUUAAAUUUAAAUUUCUGGUAAGUUUCUGUAAUUCAACCUGUAAUUUAACAGCUGUUAUUUUACUUUUUUUUCCCGGCACCCCAGCUGCUGAAAACAAAGCGUAAAAUUAUGGAUUUUUUUUACAAUGUACACACUGAGAAAGAAGCCUUUAGUGGGGUAGAAAAUGUACUUAUUUUGCUCACCUGGCUUUUGAAAGAAAAUGUCAGUUUUUCCUAAACUUUUUUUUCUUUUUCAACCUGAUUGUGAUUGUUCGCUCAGAUGAAAAGUCAAACACUUUUUCUCCUGUCAAAUUUACACUAGUCUUUCCUUCAUUUCUUGGCUCUAAAUAGACUGAAAAACCCUUUUUUUAACUUCCUCUCCAUCCUCUCGCUGGCCUGCAGAUAUCCAUACUAGUGGAUGCUGCUCUCUGAUUGGCUGUAGAUGAUCGCCAAUGUUAUUUUCAAUCAGAACACAUUUCAUACAGCAUGAUUGGAAUCACCUACAGAUCCAGAUAUUUAGUAGCAUGAUAAAAAUCUGAUAGGUGUCAGCGACUUACUUAGAUGGCGUCUUUGAUAGUUCACUGUGUGAUUGUAACUCACAUGAACAAACAUCGAUUUGCCUGUGAUUAAGGCAUUUGUCUGCGAUUUCUAAAAACUUGGCGGUCUAAUCGGGGCUAAAAUCAUGCAGUCUGAACUCGACAUUAAAUUCACAUCCUUAAAAACAGCCUUGAUGUCUGUUAGGAUCUUAAAGGGACAGUUCAACCAAAAAUGAACAUUUCUGAUUAUUUUCUCAGUGAAUCCUCAGACAGUGUUGAUUUUCUUUCAAGUAAAACAUUUAGGAUUUUUUUUUACUGAUUGUUGUUUUUAAAUUUGAUUUUCACUAAAAACAUGCUCCAUGGCCAUUCAAAAUGUGAAUUAACUGCUUUUGGCACUUUGAGGUCCAAAAUUUGUAUUCACUUUUGACUCUCAAAGUGCCAAAAGCAGUUAAAUCACAUGGAGGUAAACAAAUACAUCCAGACAAAAAAUGCAUACCUAAGAUUUCUGAUAAGGACUAAUGAAGUGAGAUGAUCAGUUUUUACAUUAUUGUUUCCAUUUUUAUGGUGAACUGUGCCUUUAACAAUCUGGCUGUGUGCUUUAACCUCUAUAUAAAUAUUUAUAAUUUCAUCACACUAACACCAUCUACUGCUGCCUGUACAUUGCUUUUGCUUUGUUUGUCCUUCUUCAAAUCACUCAGUUAUUUUCAGCACGACCCUUUUAUCAUGUAUUAUCAUCACUAUUCCAGUGUUUUAAUUUUCAAAAGGUCAUGAACUCUCAGACUUGAAGCUUUUUAUUUUACUAGAGUUUGGUCCGGUCCGCAACCUUGCCUUGUUGUUCCACCAAAUUGCACUGAUGUUUCUAUGAGGUUUACGUGUGGUUGGAAGGCUCAAUCUUUGACCCGCUUCCACCAGAAGUGCCCUUAUUUUCCACUGAGCCUGUAAACAAUGACUAAACCCAACGUGGCUCACCUAAAAGUGUUCAAGUUAUUUUGGACUUUGAGCAGCUUUGGCCGUUUUCAGUGCACAUUGCACAAGUGUUACUGUCUGAAGCCCAUAAACCACUCACCGUGUGUGGGAAAAGAACCAAACGAGAUUCAAAAGAUGUUUUGAAACAGUCACUGCUUUUUUCUUUAUCAAAUGUACUUAAAAUGUAACAGUGGAAUAUUUGAAGACAUUGAUUUUGAAUUAAAGUGUUAUUGAAUAAAAGAACAAUAAAUGCUUUUUGUUUGUUA